CCAUCCAUCUCCUCCUCUAUCCUCUUCCCUUCCCUUCCACACGAAGCCGCCGCCCGCCGGCCGGCCGCCCAGAACCAGAAAGCUCCUCCUCCUCCUCCUCCGCGCGCCAUCAGAUCUCCCAGUGCGGUAUGCAGUAUGGAUGCAGGCGCCCCGCCGUGUGGAAGAGAAGUUGGUCCCCGGCUGCCGCCGCCGCCACCAAGAACAAGGUCAUCGUCAUCUCAGGCCCCACCGGCGCCGGCAAGACCAGGCUCGCCUUGGACCUCGCCAAGAGGCUCUCCGGGGAGAUCAUCAGCGCCGACUCCGUCCAGGUCUACCGGGGCCUCGACGUCGGCUCCGCCAAGCCCUCCUCUUCCGACAGGGCCGCCGUGCCGCACCACCUCAUCGACAUCCUCCACGCCUCCGACGACUACUCCGCCGGGGACUUCUUCCACGACGCCCGCGCAGCAACCGACCACCUCCUCGCCCGAGCCCGCGUCCCCAUUGUCGCCGGAGGGACUGGCCUCUACCUCCGCUGGUACAUCUAUGGCAAGCCCAGUGUCCCGCAGUCUUCCAUGGACGUCACCUCCGCCGUCUGGUCCGAGCUCUCCCGCUUCCGGGACACCGGCCGCUGGGAAGAAGCCGUCGACCUGGUUGCCAACGCCGGCGACCCCAAAGCUCGGGACCUGUCAGUCAACAACUGGUCAAGGUUAAGGAGAAGCCUUGAGAUCAUCAGGUCUUCAGGCUCACCUCCCUCUGCCUUCUCCUUGCCCUACAAUGCUUACAAUCUCAAUCACCACCGUCGUCUCAGUCUCACCAACCAAGCCGAUCAACCCACGGAGCUGGAGCUGGACUACGACUUCCUCUGCAUCUUCCUCGCGUGCCCACGCGUUGAGCUCUACAGAUCAAUCGAUCUGAGGUGCGAAGAGAUGCUGGCCGACACAGGUGGCCUACUCUCUGAAGCCUCCUGGCUCCUCGACAUCGGCUUGAGUCCUGGCAUGAACUCGGCUACCUGCGCAAUCGGCUACAGGCAAGCCAUGGAGUACUUGCUUCAGUGUAGGCACAACGGAGGCAGCAGCUCCCCACAAGAGUUCUUGGAGUUCCUGACCAAGUUUCAGACUGCCUCCAGGAACUUCUCAAAGAGGCAGAUGACAUGGUUCCGCAACGAGAAGAUUUACCAGUGGGUUGAUGCCUCGCAGCCUUUCGACGCCAUUGCGCAGUUUAUCUGUGAUGCUUACCAUGACCGUGCUGCAAGGCUGGUUCCUGAUUCACUGGAAAUGAAGAGGGAGAGUUGCAGGCACGAGAGCCGUGAUCUCAAGACCUACCGUUCUGAGAACAGGGUGUUCCGUGGGGAUGAUGAUUGUUGCCACGUUUUGGAUUGGAUCACAAGGACACAGAGGAAGUGACCUCUACUGCUCUCUCUUGUUAUCUCUUUUUUUUCUUCCCCCUCUUUUCCCGCCAGGAAACUAUCCUGCUGCUGUGUUUGGAGAUGUUACAAUAGGAAAUUUCAGCCUUUUUUUGUCAGAAAAAUACAGAUACUUGUUUUGCAAAUGUUAUACCAAAAGUGUUUUCAACUUUGGAAUUCAAUGAAAAUUCACUAGUGUUUCUUCAGCAUAUUUCUGUCUGUAUUAACUCUAUGAAAAGAAGAUAUAUGACAUUACAGCUUAGAGGGUGUUUUGCUUGUGAAUGUGAGCAUGGAGUUUGCAUGGUCUGAAACUGAAGUUGGAAGCAUCACAAAUUUUGUGAGAUUCAGAGUACUAAACAGAUGGGAGACUUCACUUCACUUCACUUGCCGUGUUACCUGUAUCACUCUUGCUCGGUUGUGGACGCUGUUUGUCAACCUUCUUGUACUUGUGCUGCAGCACGGCAAUGUGGUUAAUACUAAUAUUUUUGUAUCUGAAA
Messenger RNA from Oryza sativa Japonica Group (Japanese rice), 1878 nucleotides. Its product is annotated as tRNA dimethylallyltransferase 9. Lineage: Eukaryota; Viridiplantae; Streptophyta; Magnoliopsida; Poales; Poaceae. Gene Ontology annotation, molecular function: tRNA dimethylallyltransferase activity. The record is from RefSeq and is a predicted model, not a curated record. Gene Ontology annotation, biological process: tRNA modification; cytokinin biosynthetic process.